This is a messenger RNA of Brassica rapa (field mustard), 1724 nucleotides long. RefSeq lists its product as uncharacterized. NCBI's taxonomy places the organism in Eukaryota, Viridiplantae, Streptophyta, Magnoliopsida, Brassicales, Brassicaceae. The record is from RefSeq and is a predicted model, not a curated record.
AUUUACACUUCAUAAUAUCUCUUCACCCACUUCUCUUCUUCCUCAUUUAUAACAGACACAUUUAUAUAUUUUGGACUCGCUAUUGAAAUUUUUUAGCAUCUCUUUUCAUAUUAUUGAAAUGGUCCUCCUCUCAUCUUAACCCUAUAAAAUUCUGUUCCCCUUUCAGUUUCAGAUUUCUUUAUUUUCUCGUUCAUUGGACACUGAAUGUGAUACAUACAAGAAACAAAACUUUAAAAGUUCCAUCAAUGGAGGUUUUUGUUCUUGUAUUCAACAAGAGAAGUCUAUUUCUAAUCUUCCUAGUUUUUGUAAGUUUCUUUCUGACGCAAAAAGUUACGCAUGUCUCUGCCGUUAACUACACCAAACCGCAUAGACAAGUCAGUAGCUUGAGAGCUGAGAGGAUCCAAAAGCACUUGAACAAGAUCAACAAGCCUUCCGUCUUCACCAUCCAGAGUCCAGAUGGUGAUAUAAUAGAUUGUGUACCAAAAAGAAAGCAGCCAGCUUUGGAUCAUCCACUCUUAAAGCAUCACAAGAUUCAGAAAGCACCGACGAGAAUGCCGCAGAUAAUGGAAAAGGAGAGAAGCGUUGAUGUUGAAGAAGCAGCCAACGUCUUGGAAAGUGCAUGGCAGAUGUGGCACGUGAACGGCACGAGGUGCCCCAAGGGAACUGUUCCCAUACGACGCAACACAAUGAACGAUGUGCUCAGAGCUAAGUCUUUGUUUGACUUUGGCAAAAAGCGACGUAGUAUUGACCCUGAUCGACGGACAGAAAAGCCUGAUGCCCUUGGCACUAGUGGACACGAGCAUGCGAUCGCGUAUACGGAAACAUCGUCGGAGAUAUACGGAGCAAAAGCUACGAUAAACGUGUGGGACCCGAAGAUUGAAGAAGUGAAUGAGUUUAGUCUCUCACAGAUUUGGAUUCUCUCGGGAUCUUUCGUCGGUCCUGAUCUCAAUAGCAUCGAAGCUGGCUGGCAGGUCAGUCCGGAGCUGUAUGGUGACAACAGACCAAGGUUAUUCACUUAUUGGACGAGUGAUUCAUAUCAAGCGACAGGAUGUUACAAUCUUCUAUGUUCUGGAUUUAUCCAAACAAAUAACAAGAUUGCCAUUGGAGCAGCCAUUUCCCCUCUCUCCACUUUCAAGGGAAACCAAUUUGAUAUCACCAUUCUCAUUUGGAAGGAUCCAAAAAUGGGCAAUUGGUGGAUGGGUUUAGGCGACAACACACUUGUCGGGUAUUGGCCAGCAGAGCUAUUCACCCACUUAGCCGGCCACGCAACCACCGUGGAAUGGGGAGGUGAGGUUGUGAACACACGUUCUUCAGGCCGGCACACGACCACCCAAAUGGGUUCUGGUCACUUUCCGGACGAAGGGUUUGGAAAAGCAAGUUACUUCCGAAAUUUGGAGAUUGUUGAUUCAGACAACAGUCUCGUACCGGUGCAUGAUGUCAAGAUAUUAGCUGAGAACACCGAGUGUUACGACAUUAAGAGUUCUUAUAGUAACGAGUGGGGAACUUAUUUUUACUAUGGUGGUCCCGGGUUUAAUCCUGGGUGUGCUUGAAAAACCAAGUGUACAUAGUUUGAGUUGGAGAAUUGGUUAAAAAGGGGGUCGAAUGUGUAAUUUGUUAAAAGUAUGGGUGUUGAAAAUUGCAUAUUGGUUUAUUGUUUUUCAUUUCUGGUUGUUGAUUAAACCUAGUAAUGGUUAGCUCUAAAUGCUUAAUAGUUCUUACACCAA